AAACAUGCCCAUUAAAUACUGGAAUUAUGUCCCUUUAUUUAGUAUUUUAGUCCAAAGAAUUUGUUUAUUUCCAUAGUAACGUCAAGUUGAUGGUUCAAAAACGGGAAAUGAUUGAAAAAUGUAGGAACUAUUCGAUUUUCCAUCAAUCAGACUGAAACAGACUGCAUUUUUUUUCUAAUCAUUACAAAAUGUGGUUAACAAAGAGCUUGACAAUAUUCUAUGUCGCGUCACAGUAGUUUUUUAAGGUUUUCUACGGAUUUUAAACUGAAAAAUGACCAGUAAUUCGUUGGUAAUAUUUUUUCAGGUUUAAAUUGAUUUAAAUAAAUGAUGAGACAAAUUAAAUAUGCCAGGAAGCAUUCGCUAGUUGGUGAACAUAGAAAAGUGCCUUUGAAUACGAUAAUUCUACCUCCGAUAACACCGCCAUUACUCGAUAAUGAGCCGCAUCUUUUGCGUACUAUCCUGGUGAAUAAACCGUCAUCGGGAUCAGUAAACAAUGAUCUGAUCCUUCCCAAGCCUCAGGAGGUUCAGAAGAUCGAGGAACCGGCCUCGAGGGCUAGCCAGGAUCAGGGCAGGAUCAGCCAGCUCGAGCAGAACAUCAGGUUCCUGCAGGAGCAGCAUCAGCUGAUGCUGGCAGGAUUGCACGGAGAAAUUGAGAAGUUGAAGCAGAGAAACAAAGAGCUUCAAUUUCAACUGGUUUUUGGAAAAGGUCCCAUUCCUUCGAGUUCACCGUCGCCAUCUUCACCCGAAGAGGAUUCCAAGCAUAAAUUGUAUACGAGUCCCAAAGUCAUAACCAACACCACCCCACUGCAAGUGGAACUCCUGGAAAAGGAAUUGGGCGAACUGAAAAUCCAGAUGCAAGAACUGGACACCAGGAACGUCUAUUUGUCCGCGAUAGUCGACGAACAAAAAAAAAAACUCGAGCGUUUCGACAGGCGUCGCGAGAAAGAGCGAGAACAGCGCGCCAACGGAAAAGGCGACGAGGUGGAGCUGCUGCGCAAGCUAGAAGACGCCGAGGCCCUGAUAAGGAGGCUACGCAGAGAGAAUUCGGAUCUGCGCAGGGAGGCGCAGGGCGGUAGCGGUUCGGCUGCGCAGCAGAACCAGGGGCACUAUCAGGAACAGCAACAACAACAGGCUCAGCAUCAUGGCAGAGAAAACAACGGUUAUUCGUCGCCCAGAGGUCAGAACCAUAGAAACGGCAGCGGUAGGGGACACAGGAGCAACAACGGACACUACAGUAGGGGAGGGUGGUUUCCGCCGCUUCAUUCGCAGAGUUUUUGGCAGGGCGGUAGACAGCACAACGACAGGUCCCACAACGGAUCCCAGGACGCCAACCUGCCAAACAUCUCCAUGAACGAUGGUAUGCCAAGCAGUCCGCCCAACCAACAACAGCCCUACCACGGUGGUCAAGGUCGCAAAGGCUCCAACAACAACCACUACCACAAUGGGGACAACGGUCGAAAAUACAGGGGAGGUCACAGCAAAAACCACAAACCCUCGUAAUGGUGAUUCUUCGACGAGAAUGAGAAGUACAACGUUAUAUUUUCGUUUUUUGCAAAGGUACCGAACAUGCGAGGUCGAGAUCGCUCAAGAACCGGGCUGUCAAAGAGGUUUUUGACAGCUCUAGAGAUGUGGGUGGUUCGCUUUGUUCAAAUGCAUAUAUAGGUCGAGAGACAAAAAUAGUUAUAAAGUGUGUCUAAAAAAAAUCUAUAGCGUCCCAGUAAGUUUGUAACUCAAAAUUUUUAGGUUCUUUGAUAUUUUCUUACUUUUAAAAUUUAUACCAUCUUGUCAGUACAAAACGAUCGAAAAAAAAACGCUGUCAAAGACGGCAAGGGAACGACAAUCGAUGAUAAUUUUGGCGAGGUCAAGCCCUGGGCGUCAUUUUUCUCUAUUUUGUAAUGACGCUUACUGUAACAGAGUUGUAAUUUAUUUUUAUAUUGAAUAAAAAUGUGUUAAUUUUUGAAAAGUUUUACGUUAAUUUUUACUCAACGACGUCUAGAGAUUGACCUCGCCAAAAUUACCAUCGAUUGCCAUUCCCCUGCCGUCUUUGACGCCGUUUUUUUUUCGAUCAUACGAUAUUAUUAUAUAGACACACACUUUAUAACAUACCAGCUGAUAUUUUAGCUUGGGAUGUAUAUAAGACAAUAUUUCUUAACGAUUUACCAUCUAUAAUUAUAUUACAGAACAAGAUAUACUGAUAUUAAUUAAAUGAGACUUAAAAUUUCUAAAUGUACCUAUCUAACUUUCAAAUAUACAGGGCUUUCUGUAGUGUUCUAAUAAAGCUCCAUAUUAAGUUUUCUAUUUGAAAUAUUUAUUAUAUUAUACAAUGUGUUUUUUACAAAACGUGGGGUAGAAUAAUAAUAUCACCAUUAUGAAAUGGAAUAUGGAAAUUUUACGAAACACUUUCGGGUAACCCUGUAUAAACUAUUCGUUAUGCAACAUAUACGGUCAUUCAAAAAUAUAUCUAUCGCUGCCAAUAAGAGCAUAUUAAAGAAUAAUCAAGCUAUGCUCGUACUCAUACUUGCUCUGUGGAGAAUAGCAAGAUUUGGAUGUUCUGUUAAAUGUUUUCAUAUAUUUAUGUAAUCACAGAAUAUUAAAUGGUAUAAUAUUAUGCUUUCAUAUUUUGAUUAAACUUUGUAUUAUUGUUCUUGAUAUUGUCCAUUUUUAAAAUAGAUAGCAAAAUUUCUGUACCUAUUUCUCCCAUCGAACAGUUCGAAAAAAAACUGCGUCACAGUAUGCUUUGAAAUGACGAUGAUUGUCAAGUCAAAGGAUACUCUAACGCUUUUUUUAGGUAUUCUAACAAACUGGGAAUACUGGAUAACCAAAAUCUUGUUGAAUUCUAGCUUAUUUAAAAAUUUAGAGAGUAUAUACUUAUAUGUGUAAACAUAACGGUGUGAUAGAAAUUACCUACUGGAACUAUUUUAAACUAUUGCUGUUUCAAAUAUAUAAAAAAAGGAUAUAGUAUAGCUGUGAUUGCACUUUCUCGUUAAGUUUUCUCGGGAUAUUGUGAAAAUUUCGAUUUUUUUCCAUAUUAAAAUGAUCUAAUAUGUAAACCAUGUGAUUUAGUCUAAUAAAGAUAUAUAAGAAA
Molecule: messenger RNA, 3085 nt
Organism: Sitophilus oryzae (rice weevil)
Lineage: Eukaryota; Metazoa; Arthropoda; Insecta; Coleoptera; Curculionidae
Product: myb-like protein Z
Exons: 8
Coding region: 325-1500 (391 amino acids)
Source: RefSeq, a predicted model, not a curated record